AUGAUCAACACAGAGGCAAUACGAGAAUUUCAAGCCAAAGAAAGAAAAUCCAGAAGCAAUCUUAAGAAAUGCUUAGCUUCAGCAUUGUCUGCAGACCUCAACAGGUAAUGAUUAACACUGUUCCUGGACACAGAACCUUUGCCUAUUUUCCAGUAAGGUCCAGUAAAAACUCAUUCACAUUCACUCUACAUAAGGCGUUGUCAGGCAACUGUCAAGAAAGCCCUUGUCAGUAACAUUCUUGUAGUUUCAGCAUCAUAAUCAAAAAUACUUCCACACUCAAUAUCCUAUCAAGCAAAAAACUAAAGUUCAGCCUACUGGGCAAUUCCACGGUUAUAGAGUGACACUGAGACUCAGAUUUUUCACUUUAAAAUGUAUGUCAAACAAAAAACAAUGAUUGCAAAGUUAAACAAACUCUAUACACAACACAACAAUACUUUUAACAAUUUCCACUGAAGCAAAAACACAUUUACUUGACAAAUAGUGCAGAUUCAAAGUUUGGUAGCAGAAUGACGGCACAAACAGCACAAACUGUCAUUCUGUUAUCAAACUUUGCAUCUCGAUUUUAAAGUGAAAAAUCGGAGUCUGUGUCACUGUUUUGUGGAAUUGCCCGACUACAACCAGGGUUGGGGCAAAUUCCAUUUAUUGACCCCAACCCUGACUAUGCUCCAGGGUAAAGCUUCCCCUCCCCCAACCCUAAUCUUAACCAUUAGUGGGGAAAUGUAAAACUGACCUAAGAUCAGCAUCACGGUUUCCACUAGAUAACACAGCCACAAAGUCAAAAUUGGCUAUACUGUAUAUCGUAAACAUUUAUUAAAACAAAAUUAACUUUUUGGUCUUAAUUUAACAUUAGGUAGGCAUAAGGUAAGCAGUGUGGUUAAGGUUAGGGUCACGGUUAGGUUUAAAAUCACAUUUUAAGAUACAUUUUAGAAAUAGGUGGGGUUUAUGACUCUGUGGCUGUGGUAACUAGUGACUACCCAACUUCACCCUACACCCCUAACUAGAACAAACAUUUCCCUCCGACUACCUAGUAGUAAUAAGAGCAUUAGUACCCCCUGUUGGCAGGUCAGACACAGUGUUGCUCCUGCUGCUCAUGACAGUCGCACGCAACAAGGGGUUAUGGGAAAUGGAACGCCAAAGGAACUUGAUUUCCCAUUCAACUCCUCAUAUCCUGGGUGACCCACUUCCCAGUCACUCUGCUUUUCUGCCUGAAGGCUGUAAAAUGAAAUCGCCACAGCAGCAGUAGCACCACAGCUCAUACAUGCAACCCAGUCACAUGUAACCCAGUUACUGGCUGCGUCCCAAAUGGCACCCUAUUCCGUUUUAUAGUUGCUACUUUUGACCAUGACCCAUAGGGCUCUGGUCAAAAGUAGUGCACUACAAAGGGUAUAUGGUGCUAUUUGGGGGACACACAUACAACAGCAGCAGUAGCAUGCAGUAGGACAGCUCAUACAUGCCACCCAGUCACAUGCAACCCAGUCACUGCCUUCCCUGGGGGCUAUAAAAUAGCCCAGUUCCAGUAACCACCGAGGCAGUAGCUACAGUAGUACCACAGUUCUUAUGGCACAUUUGGCUUGAGGCUGGCUGAUUUCUGGGUCACCCACUUCAGUCACAGCAAUGGGAAUUAAUUAUGGUGGAAAGGAGUACGGGGGCAGAAGAAAGGACCAAGGACUCUGAGUUACCCAGAUCAAGUCCAGUCAGCUUGAUUGUAUAUAGUCAAGCAGGGUUGUUGGGUUUCUACGGAUGCAUAUGACCUCCCCACACUACUAACCAUGCUAUCCCCUUGAUGACCUGCCUCCCAAAUUUAUUCCUCUGCCUCCUUAUAUUUAAAUGUCUUCAAUUAAGAAAUGAAUUGUGGCAUUGUCCCUAUGCUAUCCUUGCUCCACUGAUAUUAUCUUGUGUUGCAAUGUGUUUAUUUACUGCCAGAUGUGAUCCACUCCUGUGUUGUGAUUUCCCAGGCUGCUGCAGGAGGAGUUAGAGGCAGAUGUCAGCCUGUGUGCGGUGGGCUCCAGCACCAGUUCCACCCCUCUCCUGGUUCACAGAGCUGUUCUCCUGGCCAGAGCCCCACACAUACUGAGGAUGGGUGCUCAUCCAGACCCCAAGACCAUCCAGCUAAACAACUAUGACAGCACGGAGCUGAAGCAAUUAAUCAGGUACACUGAGUCAAAAUACAUGUUAUUGUCUUUACAGUUUCAGUACACUCCAUUCCAUAGAAAUAUAAUUACUAAUGCUAUUUCUAUGGUCCAAUCAUCCUUAUCUAGGCCUUCUAUUCUCACUCAAAUAGACAUCACGGAUGCAUCAAAUAUAUUUUAAUCUAAAUCAUUUAAGAGAGUGUUUCUAUGUAGAUAAUCUAACUCUGUCAAUAAACAUGAUUGUUAGUCAGUGCUUAGCGUGGAGUUUCUGUCCUGUUAAAUUAUAGACAGGGGGCGCCAUACUUGAUGCCUUGAUGCUGUAAGUCAGCCAAACUCCAUGCAGACCCAGAAGGAACUCAGUCAGGCGUUCUACUUACUGCUGUUUAGAGCUGUAACAGUAGAAUGCACAUGGUGCAAUUUCGAAAGUUGAUAGUGCAUGGGGAGUUUUCCUCUUGUUAUGUCAUUCACUGACAGACCUUAGAGAGCUAUUUAUAACCUGUCAGAAAACUACUAGCCCAUGUUGGCUAGAUAGGUAAAUGAGACUGAACAGCUAUCUAAAUCUUGUAGAUAUCAUGGCCAGAUUACGUGCUCAGGGGCCUCCACCCCCAGGGGGCCCCCAUUGAUUUAGUCAGGUAUCAUAAUGUGUAGAAUAGCAGAAAAUUAAGUUAAAACGGCAACAUUUUCUCUACGCCAACAAGAGGGGUGUGAACAGUUUGGGCUGUGGUGCUAGUGUGCUAGCUAACAGGCACUGUGCUGGGGUGCAGUGUGCUAGCUAACAGACACUGGGCUGGGGUGCAGUGUGCUAGUGUGCUAGCUAACAGGCACUGUGCUGGGGUGCACUGUGCUAGCUAACAGACACUGGGCUGUGGUGCAGUGUGCUAGCUAACAGGCACUGGGCUGUGGUGCAGUGUGCUAGUGUGCUAGCUUACAGGCACUGUGCUGGGGUGCAGUGUGCUAGCUAACAGGCACUGGGCUGUGGUGCAGUGUGCUAGUGUGCUAGCUUACAGGCACUGUGCUGGGGUGCAGUGUGCUAGCUAACAGGCACUGGGCUGUGGUGCAGUGUGCUAGUGUGCUAGCUUACAGGCACUGUGCUGGGGUGCAGUGUGCUAGCUAUCAGGCACUGUGCUGAGGUGCAGUGUGCUAGCUAACAGGCACUGUGCUGGGGUGCAGUGUGCUAGCUAACAGGCACUGUGCUGGGGUGCAGUGUGCUAGCUUACAGGCACUGGGGCUCGGGCAGCAGGCCAAAUCGCUGCACUGUGCUCCUUUCACACAUAAGGCUGUUGCGGUGACCGUAUUAUCGCCACACUGGCAGUCAUAAUUGGAUGCAACUCAGUAGUAUGUGGGUGGCAUAGUAGGUGUAUUAUUUUCACAAAACAGUUAUAGUUCAUAACACCAGGCCUACAUAUAGUUCAAUCGAGUAAAGGCUUAACUCCAUGACAACAGAGACAGAAUACAAUAUGGAAUUUUAAUGAAUAGUUUGGGGUAGGCCUUGUAUCCCCCACCCCCCAGCAAGUAGGAGACACAAGGUUUAAGUUGACAUAUAAAUACUCAGCUAGAUUCAUGCCCAUAUGUUGAAGGAAAGGAAAGUGAUUAUUGCACGAGUAAGCCCAUAGGUUAAUCAGCAAGCAUGGUGGAAUUGCCUUAGUGUGCCAUGCUCAUAGGCUGAAGUUAAUAGAUUAAUGACAAUCCGCACACUUGAUAAUAUUGUAAAGGUGUAGGCUAUAUUGCGUGGAUUUAUUAGACUUUUUUAAAUGUAGAUGUUCCAAAGGUCUGUAUCAGUGGCUUGUAGGCUAUGUGUGGAAGCCAGGAGAUGCUAAAUGUGUUUAUGUUAAUUAACGGUCAAUUACUGUGAGACCGACAGUUAUUUGCUUGACAAUCACCAUCUGACUACAUUUUGUGACCGCCACAGACCUACUCACGCACCUCUGUGUUCUGGAACAUUACGCCCUGUGCGUCAGUGUCUCCUUGAGCACACCAGCUCAGAGCAAUGACGACUGACUAUAGCACUCCUCAUAGAAUGUAUACAAAGGCUCUAACUGGGGCAUUUGUUACCAUUCUAAUCCUAGGUGUUUUAGAGGGGUUGGGAUAAAGCAGAACACAAUUUCCUCUUGAUCAUUCGUGGACAUUGGACAAUAACGUCAUCUUCUUCCUUUUCUUCUGUUUCUACUAAUCUUAGGCGAAUGUACACAGCAGACCAACGCAUGGGCUUGGCUGGAGAAGGAAUCCCUGAG
Coregonus sp. 'balchen' is the source of this 4360-nucleotide messenger RNA. The record is from the annotation of a GenBank genome assembly. Lineage: Eukaryota; Metazoa; Chordata; Actinopteri; Salmoniformes; Salmonidae.